UCGGAAACUAGCACUGAGCUUUGAAUUGAAUUGGAAGUUUUUGGAAAAGAUAGCCGCAGCUUGUCGGAGCGUUCAAUAGAGAGCGGAGUGAAAUGAAACGCGAUGUCCGGAUACUGCUGUUGGGGGAACCCAAAGUGGGAAAGACCUCUCUCAUCAUGUCUCUGGUCGGAGAGGAGUUUCCCGAGCUGGUUCCUCUCCGGGCGGAGGAGAUCACCAUACCGGCCGACGUCACGCCUGAGAAAGUGCCCACACAUAUAGUCGACUAUUCAGAAACUGAACAGUCUGAUGAAGUGUUGAGGGAGGAAAUCGUAAAGUUACUGGUGAACGGUGGUGCUGAAAAAGGAAGCAAGAUUCCCAUCAUCCUCGUGGGCAACAAGUCCGACCUGCGCUCCGGCAGCUCCAUGGAAAGCAUCCUGCCAAUCAUGAACCAGUUUUCAGAGAUUGAGACCUGUGUAGAGUGCUCAGCUAAGAAUCUGAAGAAUAUUUCUGAGCUCUUUUAUUACGCCCAGAAGGCCGUUCUUCACCCGACUGCUCCGCUCUACGACCCUGAAGACAAACAGCUGAAGCUGCAGUGUGUUCGAGCUCUGAGUCGGAUCUUCAGCAUCUCUGAUCAGGAUAAUGAUCACAUUCUCAGUGAUGCUGAACUCAACUGCUUUCAGAAAUUGUGUUUCGGGAAUCCACUGGCUCCUCAGGCUCUAGAGGACGUGAAGACAGUCGUUUGGAAGAACACCAGUGAUGGAGUCCAGGACAACGGACUCACACUCAACGGUUUCCUGUUCUUGAACACGCUCUUUAUCCAGAGGGGACGUCAUGAAACCACCUGGACCAUCCUGCGUAAAUUCGGCUACGAUGACACUCUCGACUUGACCGAUGACUACCUCUACCCACCAUUACGAGUAUCGGUGGGUUGCACGACGGAGCUGAAUCAUCUGGGUCAUCAGUUCCUCCAGAAGCUGUUUGAUAAGUAUGACGAGGAUAAGGAUUCAGCUCUCUCUCCCGCAGAGCUGAAGAAUCUGUUUAGUGUUUUACCCUACAUGCCCUGGGGCCCGGAGGUGUACAGUAACGUCUCCCUAUCAGACGACAACUACAUCUCACAGCACGGGUACUUCUGCCAGUGGAUGUUAUCCGCUUAUCUGGAUGUCCACCGGUGUUUGGAGCAUCUUGGUUACCUCGGCUAUCCCAUUCUAAUGGAGCGAGAGUCCCAGACCUCCGCCAUCACAGUAACAAGAGAAAAGGCCUUAGACCUGGAGAAGAGACAAACCCAGCGCACUGUGUUCCUCUGCAAAGUGAUCGGUCCACGUGGAACAGGAAAGACCGACUUCCUCCAAGCUUUUCUGCAGCGAAGCACUGAGAGAAACGAGCGCGACCCCGGUCCCCCCACAAUAUACGCCAUCAACACCGUCUCAGUAGCCAAUCAGGACAAGUACCUGAUCCUGGAGGAGGUGGAUGUGGAAACAGAGUUUCUAAAAACAGCAGAUGCAGCAUGUGAUGUGGCGUGUCUCAUGUAUGAUGUCAGCGACCCGGACUCCUUCAACUACUGCGCUAGUAUUUAUAAGCAGCACUACAUGGACCGUGGGAUCCCGUGUGUGGUUGUGGGCUCCAAAGCUGAUCUGAUAGAAGUCAAACAGCAUCAUGGGAUGAGCCCGUCUGAGUUUUGUUACAAACAUCGGCUGCCUUCUCCUCUCCAUUUCUCCACGCUGCUCACACACACUCACACACACAUUUACAGCAAGCUCACCUGGGCUGCCAUGUACCCGUAAGUACAUACUUGUCUUACAGUUUUUUUAGUUUUUUUCAUUUAUACU
Sinocyclocheilus rhinocerous is the source of this 1805-nucleotide messenger RNA. RefSeq names its product mitochondrial Rho GTPase 2-like. The coding region runs from base 93 to 1760 and encodes 555 amino acids. Gene Ontology annotation, cellular component: mitochondrial outer membrane. The transcript has 18 exons. Gene Ontology annotation, biological process: mitochondrion organization. NCBI's taxonomy places the organism in Eukaryota, Metazoa, Chordata, Actinopteri, Cypriniformes, Cyprinidae. The record is from RefSeq and is a predicted model, not a curated record. Gene Ontology annotation, molecular function: GTP binding; GTPase activity; calcium ion binding.